AACAAAACCGGCCAUAUGGCCCAUUCUAACACUGCCGGCCCGUCCCGUCUUUCCCAAACCUUCAAAAACCUCUCCCUCUCAUUUUCUCUUCCCCACUCUCUCGUUCAUCAGCCAUUUUCCUCUUCUGCAAAGGGUGGCUCCACCUCCACCCCCGUCUUUUCCACCACCAUGCAACCAUGUGUUGAUGAUGUCUCCGACGAUAUCGACAACCUUAGCAUCAAUUCUACCACCACUUCUGCUACCACAACUACCACUACUACGACCACCACUACCAUUAGUACUCCCAAUGAAACUAAGUGCAGCACGAGUUCGAGUACUGAAACAACCACACGGACCGGCUCCAGCCAUGCCUCCUCCUCCGCCAAGCCUCACGCGCCAUCCCACGAUCCAUGUUGGACGGCAAUCCGUCGAGUGAAAUCCGAAAACCCCGCGACGUUGGGCCUCGAGGACCUCCGCUUCCUCCACCGCCUCGGCAGCGGCGACAUAGGCAGCGUGUUUCUGGUGGAGCUAAAGGGUAGCAACGGGUGCAUGUUCGCGGCCAAGGUGAUGGACAAGAAAGAGCUGGUCAACAGGAACAAGGACGAUAGGGCAAGAAUAGAGAGGGAAAUACUGGAAAUCUUGGACCAUCCUUUUCUGCCUAGGCUCUAUGCAACCUUGGACUCACCAAGGUGGUCUUGUUUGCUGACCGAGUUCUGUCCCGGCGGCGACCUCCAUGUUAUCCGUCAAAACCAACCGGAAAAAAGGUUCGACGAGGCAGCCGUACGGUUUUAUGCUUCAGAAGUUGUAGUUGCCCUAGAAUACCUGCACAUGAUGGGAAUUAUCUAUCGGGAUCUUAAACCUGAAAAUGUACUAGUGAGAUCGGACGGUCACAUAAUGCUAACGGAUUUUGAUCUCUCCCUUAAAGGUGACAGUUCCACAUCAACAGCUCAACUUGUUUCCGACCAAAACCCUCAAGUACAAAAUCCUACCAACGAAUACCAAAACGACCCUCCUCCGUUUGAUACCUCAUCAUGUAUUCUACCCAAUUGUAUUGCGCCAGCUGUAUCGUGCUUUCAUCCAAAACGCAAGCGCAAGAAGAGGUCAGAUCAUCGUGGGACCCUCGAGAUCGUGGCAGAACCAAUUGACGUCCGAUCAAUGUCAUUUGUGGGGACCCACGAGUACUUGGCGCCGGAGAUUGUUUCCGGGGAAGGACAUGGCAGUGCAGUAGAUUGGUGGACACUUGGGAUUUUCAUGUAUGAAAUGUUCUAUGGGGUUACACCCUUUAAGGGUAUUGGCCAUGAUUUGACCCUAACAAACAUAGUGGCAAGGGCCCUACAAUUUCCAAAGGAACCAACUGUACCUGGCUCGGCUAAGGACUUGAUUGUACAACUUUUAAUGAAGGACCCCACUAGGAGAAUGGGGUCUACAAUGGGUGCUGCGGCAAUUAAACACCAUCCAUUCUUUGAUGGGGUUAAUUGGGCAUUGCUAAGAUGUGCAAAGCCACCCUACAUUCCACGUCCGGUGACUCACCGGGAUUUUGUCCCGGCCGACAAGGGUACAGGCAAUUCAGUAGAGUAUUAUUAGAGAAGUGAGGAUGAAGGAAGCUUCAGUCAAGGUUGCUAGGUUUCAUACACUACAGACACACUAUUUGAUGCACAUGAAAUCAAAAGCCUUUAUAUAUAUAUAUAUGAAAAGCAUGCCUUGGAUACCAUGCCACAUUUUGAAAGCA
Messenger RNA from Carya illinoinensis, 1708 nucleotides. RefSeq names its product serine/threonine-protein kinase D6PK-like. NCBI's taxonomy places the organism in Eukaryota, Viridiplantae, Streptophyta, Magnoliopsida, Fagales, Juglandaceae. Gene Ontology annotation, biological process: protein phosphorylation. Gene Ontology annotation, cellular component: plasma membrane; nucleus; cytoplasm. Bases 16 to 1563 code for a protein of 515 amino acids. Gene Ontology annotation, molecular function: protein serine/threonine kinase activity; ATP binding. The transcript is spliced from 2 exons. The record is from RefSeq and is a predicted model, not a curated record.